Leopardus geoffroyi (Geoffroy's cat) is the source of this 1559-nucleotide messenger RNA. It is a transcript of the gene TCEAL1, whose product is annotated as transcription elongation factor A like 1. Lineage: Eukaryota; Metazoa; Chordata; Mammalia; Carnivora; Felidae. The coding region runs from base 485 to 964 and encodes 159 amino acids. The record is from RefSeq and is a predicted model, not a curated record. The transcript has 3 exons.
AAAUAGUCAAAUUUCAGUGCAGGAUCUGGACUGUAGGUGAAAUAAUGGGCCUUGGUGUUUGACAACAGGAGAAUAAGAGGUGGUAUCAGGGUAAGCAGCAAAGAGGAAGAGGCAAUAACUCCCCAGACUGGAUGCUGACAGUCUCUGGUAACCAGAAAAGGCAAAUAUAAACAAAGAGGUGAGCGACGAUGCCUGGUAUGUUGAGAGUUGCGAAAUACAGGAAGGGUGCUGCAGCAAGGCCCCCGGUCAAAGUGGUUAACUGGGGAUCUGAGCUAGGCUGUGACGCGCGGCCCUCACGUGACCAGGAGCCUAUGUCUGCCCAAGUCCCUCUCGUCCAGGUCCUUUUUGCUUGUCCAGACACCGUCUGCCUACUGCCCUUUGGUCAAGGGGAAAAAGCAGGAGGAAGUCUGCGGGUCACAGCGGUGCGCCUCGAGGAGAGGAGGCCUAGAGCAAACCGCCAGGAGAGGUCCAGAGGAUCCUCAACAUGGAAAAAUCAUGCAAAGAAAAUGAGGAACAGCCAGAGAGCGCGCCCAAGACGGAUGAAGAACGGCCUCCUGUGGAACACUCUCCCGUAAAGCAGUCUCCGGAAGAACCGUCUUCCGAGGAGCAGUCGUCAGAGGAGGAGUUCUUUCCUGAGGAGCUCCUUCCUGAGCUCCUUCCCGAGAUGCUCGUGUCCGAGGAGCGCCCUCCUCCGGAGCGCCUUUCUAGAAGGGACCUUUUUGAAGAGCGCCCUCCCAUGGAGCAGCCUCCUUGUGGAGUGGGAAAACAUAAGCUGGAAGAAGGAAGCUUCAAAGAGAGGCUGGCUCGUUCUCGCCCGCAAUUUAGAGGGGACAUACACGGCCGAAAUUUGAGCAACGAGGAGAUGAUAAAGGUGGCAGAGGAGAUGGAAGAAAUGAAAAGAGUACGAAACAAAUUAAUGGUCAUGCAUUGGAAGGCGAGACGGAACCGUCCUUAUCCUAUUUAAUGUGUUCGGCCUUUAAUUGUUUCCCCUGAUAGAAGGUUGCCACCUGAACUUUGUUUGCAUUUUCUCAUCUCAUGCACUUUUCCCAUCUCAAUUUUAACUUUUCGCGUGGCUUUAUUUUAGGUGUUUUGCUUGUAACUGGCAUAAAAUUGGGUUUUCCCCACCCACAAGCUGCAAGUCUCCCUCUCACCCAUUUGCAUGAAAAGGUGUACGUUAUAUAUUGUGAAGUGAAAACAACAAUUUUCAAAAAGUAUAUGUAGCAUCCCAUUUUUGUAAAAAAUGUAUAUUUGUAUAUUAAUAUGCAAAGAAAAAACUGAAAGUAUAUACUUAAAUGUCUUAACAGUGGCUAUCCAUGUGGUAAGAUAACAGGUGUUUUGGUUUUUCAUUUUGCUUAAUGGGAGCUUCUCAUUUUUCAAGACAAACAUAUUUUGCUUUUGUUGAAAAAAACAAUAUGGGGAAAAAAUUUAAAAAUUGUCAAUCAACUUAUAAAGACAAUGUGGCACUUAAUAAAUACUUGUCAGAACUUUAAAGAAAAGUAAAUCCCAUGUUUCCUUUAAAUCUCUUAGGCAGAAAAAUAAACCAGGUACUUCUACUUAAA